UUUUUCUCACACCAGUUCCUCUGCACUAGUUGCUUCUGCAUAAGUUAGGUUUAAAUUGAUUGAAAAUGAGUGAAGAGGAAGAUUGCCCUCCACUGUGCGACAUGGACACCACGGUAGAUGACUCUAACGGCGAGGAUGAUGAAUGGGAGGUCGCCGAGGAGCAGAACGAUCCGGUGAAAUGUUUGUUCUGUGAAAGCAUUUCCCCCACAAUGACGGUAGCCAUACGCCACGCGAAACAGCAGCACGAUUUUGAUCUUGCCGGAGUUCGUCGAAGGUUCCACCUAGACGAGUAUUCGUACAUAAAAAUGAUCAACUAUAUUAGGCGCGAGAACCCGGGCCCGGAACAGUUCAAAACGGCAACCGGCAGCAGUUUCCCAUGGGCGGACGAUAAAUAUCUCAAACCGGUGGAGAACGAAACGUGGCUAAUGUUCGACUUGGACGAGCUGGACGAAAUUAUGCUCAACAAUGGUACCGGUGGUGGUAAUGGUGGUGUGUCGGUAGAGAAGGAAAAUGGCAACGACAUCGGGGAUACGAUGACGCUUACCACCGACCAGUACCGCAAAUUACAGGGAAUAAUAAACGAUCUAACUGCACAGCUUCGUGAGAAGGAAAAUCUUCUACAGCACGCCGCCAGUAGUAUAGAGAAGAUGAAGGAAAGCUUUCGCAAUGUGCUGGCCGAACAGCAGCAACCGAGCGCCGGCGAGAAUGGUAAAGCGGAGGUCGACGACGGUGCUGGGGGCGAUAAAAAGUUGGAACAGAUCAAGCGAAAGCUGGAACACUGUGUUAGCAGCGUGUCGGUGGAUGACGACCAGAGCUAUUUCAAUACGUACUCUCACUUCGGAAUUCAUCAUGACAUGUUGAGUGAUGAAGUUCGCACAUCAAGCUACCGGGAUGCGAUCCUGCGAAAUGCUGACAUAAUGAAGGAUAAAACCGUGCUCGAUCUGGGUUGCGGCACGGCCAUCCUUUCAAUGUUUGCCUCGAAAGCUGGAGCGAAGGAGGUAAUUUCUGUCGAUCAGUCCGAUAUCAUUUACCAGGCGAUGGACAUUGUGCGCAAGAACAACAUCGACAACAUCCGGUUCGUGAAGGGACGGCUGGAAGAUACGGAGCUACCGGUCGAGAAGGUCGAUAUCAUCGUGUCAGAGUGGAUGGGCUACUUUUUGCUGUUCGAGGGUAUGAUGGACAGUGUCAUCUAUGCCCGCAAACAGUACCUCCGCGAGGGGGGAUUGAUUUUGCCCAACCGGUGCAACAUUAGCAUAGCCGGGUACGGUGAUCUUGAGCGGCACAAUGAAUUUAUUGGCUUCUGGAAAAAUGUGUACGGUUUCGAUAUGUCGUGCAUGAAGAAGGAAGUCCUGCGAGAAGCGACGGUAGAAGUUUGCAAACCGGAGCACAUUAUUACGAACGCGAACAUUAUUGCCAACUUUGACCUGAUGGAGGUGGACGUCGACUGUCCUAACUUUAGCUACGCGUUUGAUCUAAAGGUAAAGAAGGACACACAGCUAACCGCAUUGAUAGGAUAUUUUGACACAUUUUUUGAGCUACCGGAACACAUCGAAUUCUCCACCUCGCCGUACUCUCGACCGACACACUGGAAACAGACAAUCUUUUACCUGGAAGAACCGGUCCCGGUGAAGGAAGGGCAAACGAUUACCGGUAAAUUUGUUUGUCGGCGUGAUCCGAAGGACGUGCGCUCGUUAUUUAUUAAUAUUGAGGUGUUGGACAUGGUUCUGAAGUAUACACUUAACUAGCAGGUAGGAAUACUGAUACUGAUCAGUUAAGUGAGAACUCGCAAAUGGCGUAUC
Messenger RNA from Anopheles maculipalpis, 1799 nucleotides. RefSeq names its product protein arginine N-methyltransferase 1 (gene Art3). Gene Ontology annotation, cellular component: nucleus. The coding region runs from base 66 to 1745 and encodes 559 amino acids. Lineage: Eukaryota; Metazoa; Arthropoda; Insecta; Diptera; Culicidae. The record is from RefSeq and is a predicted model, not a curated record. The transcript has 4 exons. Gene Ontology annotation, biological process: peptidyl-arginine methylation. Gene Ontology annotation, molecular function: protein-arginine N-methyltransferase activity.